Zea mays is the source of this 2820-nucleotide messenger RNA. Its product is annotated as agenet domain-containing protein / bromo-adjacent homology (BAH) domain-containing protein. The coding region runs from base 628 to 2304 and encodes 558 amino acids. NCBI's taxonomy places the organism in Eukaryota, Viridiplantae, Streptophyta, Magnoliopsida, Poales, Poaceae. The transcript is spliced from 7 exons. Gene Ontology annotation, molecular function: chromatin binding. The record is from RefSeq and is a predicted model, not a curated record.
AAGACCAAAUCCCUCCCCGUCCUCUCUCUUCGCCCACCCCCACAUUAUUCUCUCCCCAAAUCUGACCUUCCCUCGUGCGAGGCCUCACCUCUUCCGACGCGACGCGAUACGCACCACACGCGGAGACCAAGCCGAGCCCAUCUAGGGUUAGCGUCCCACUGCGGCGGCCAUGGACGAGGCAGCGACAGCGGCCCUGGCGGCGGCGAGGGGGCGGUGGACGCAGUGGGAGGAGGUGGUGGUGUCCAACGACCGCGGCAGCCGCCUCGUGCACUACUACCUCCGCGGCAACAGCGAGGAGAAGCAGCUGGCGGUGGUUGGGCGGGAGCGGAGCCCGCGUCACAUGUCGUACGCCGUGCAGGGGCGGUUCCUCCGCGCGCUCGCGGCUGCCGCCGGGGCGGUCGCCGUCGCGCCGUCGCCAUCACGGUCGCCUCUGCCGGCUGCUGGGGCGGACGGCGGCGCUCCGAGGAGGUGGCGGUCCAGACGGGAGGUCGUGGACUGGCUGUCCUCCCUCGUUUCUGGAAUAUGGAGAAUACAGGUGUGCCCCAGUGGAAGCAGCUGCUGGCUUCCUUUGGGCCAAUUGCAUAACCUUGGCAUUUGGGAAUAGAGAUAAGCGAAGCAGCAGCAUGAAUGUAUGCUCCAUCAGGUCAUAAUUAUGGUUCCUCCUCAAUGGCAACUAGGUGCAGUAGGGAUUCAUAUGAUGACAGUGUUAACAACUGCACACAAGUUACUGCUUCGAAGGAUGUUUCUUCUAGGGAACCUUCAAAUGUCUUCACAUGGUUAGGAGCUCCAUGUUAUUGCCCACAACGUUUGAAGCACUACAAAUCUUUCUGCCGUAGAGGAAUUACUAUCUCGGUGCAUAGUUUUGUAUUCAUCAUGAGUGAAGAGAUGAAGAGACUUAUUGCUUAUGUGGAAGAUCUCUACGAGGAUACAAACUCAUGCAACAUGGUCAAGGUACAAUGGUUCGACAAAGUUGAUGAGGUUGGUGUUCCCUUGCCCAUGGAUUUCGAUGACAGGGAGAUCUUCUUCUCUCUGGGUCGUCAAGAUCUCAAUGUAGAAUGCAUUGAUGGAUUGGCUGCAGUCCUGAGUGUCCAGCACUACGAGAAGUUCAAGGGUGAUACCAGAUACAACUUGUGGCAACCUUAUUUUUGCUGUCGGCAGAUUGAUAAUGGUGACAUCAAACCUUUUGAUGUCACACAGCUGCAAGGCUACUGGAGCCAGGAAGUACUUAGGACCAUGUUCAAUGCAACUUCCUCUCUGAAGGUGCGUUUCAAGGUCCCUAAAUCCAGACCCAGUUCAGAUGGAGGGCUGAAGAGGAAGCGUGAUGCAUUCAACGAUGAUGCUAAUCCACAGAAGUUCAUUUCUUCUGGUGCUUCUACUUCUAGGUUUUAUGGUGAGAACAUCCAACAAUUGUGUCCUGGUUGCCAUGUGGAAGUACUCUCUCAAGAUAGUGGUAUAAGGGGAUGUUGGUUUAGAUGUUUGAUUCUGAAGAGGCAUAAAGAUAAAAUCAAGGUGCGCUACCUAGAACUUCAGGAUGCUGAUGAGACUGGAAACUUGGAGGAGUGGGUUAUGCUAACACGAGUUGCCAAACCUGAUCAACUGGGUGUACGUUUCCUUGGAAGGCCAAUGGUUCGUCCACAGCGCGUGGAACAAAGCAAGGCCUCAUGCUUUGAUGUUGGAGCCAUUGUUGAUGCGUGGUGGCAUGGUGGCUGGUGGGAGGGAAUCGUGCUGUACCAGGUGGGCAGUGGGCGUCUACAAGUUUAUUUUCCAGGAGAAAAGCGAACAGCUGAAUUUGGUGAAGAUGAGCUGAGGUGUUCCCUUGAGUGGGUUGGUAACAAAUGGAAUCCUUUGAAGGGAAGAAAAGAUGUCACAAGCAAGCUGACCUCCACUGCAGAUUGUGGAAGUGAAUAUUUGAUUGCGAAACAAGAUCCACUGAAUUUUCAUGUGCCUAAAAAUUCAGAACCUCAACUAGAGGGACAUCAAUAUGACAAGAGGGGUAUUGAGAAAUCUUCAGUCAGCACAAUUUCACGAGAUCAGAAACGUGUCCUUGCCGACCUGACUAAUGAUUUGAAGUUAGAUAACUUGAGGUGGAGGCCAAGAAAGAGGAGCAGAAGAUCUGGCUCAAGAAAGCAGUCGGACACAAGCAGUGGAAGCAGCAGCGGGGACAUGGACCUGUUCAGCCCCAGCCCCAGUGGAAGCUUUGGUCAACAUAAUUUAGUGCCUGACGAGGAGACAUGCAAGAGCAGUGGAGAGCAGACUUUUAUGGGUGUGCCUGUGCAGGUUCCCAAUCUUGUGAUGUCCAGGUGAAAGCCAUCUUAGCACCGGUUGAAGAUUAACAUGUUAGCUUCUGGAGUUACACCGACCUUGGCGAGAUGUGGUUUUGUGCAUCCCCAGGUUAUUUUUGCCAGCACAACCCAGAUCCAGUUUUCUGCAGUUUUUUUGGAGGCUCAUCAGCUGUGAUCAGUUAGAUGUGAAAAUGUCUCACCAAGAACCAGUAUACAGUUUGUAUGUAGGGAGAGAAGAAAAUGCUCGGUUUGGUUUUGGUUUUAGAGCUUUCAGUUUUUUUUCUUUUCUUUUCAAUCCUAGUCUUUGUUGUUUGAAGGACAGGUCCUAGAUUUGACAUAGCCUCUUUACAUCGGUUAUUCUUUCCCAUAGUUGUCAGUACUUGGUAGUCCUUGUUUUUUAUUUGUCCAUGCAGUCUUGUAGCAGUCGCGCGCCUUACGUAAAAUUAUCCUGAACUGAACUCAGUGAAAUGUCACAAAAUAGUGCUUAUUGCCUAUUUCUGUGUUCUUUUAAAUGUCAGUUAGGGUACUAGUUGGGUUA